AUGUGUCUGGCUAAUGAUGAGUGGAUUCACCUUUACCCUGAAUCCACCAUCACUCACCUCUCAAGAACCCACUCUGACCACUCUCCUCUUCUCCUUAAUAUGGGUUCCCCAUCCAACAGCCAAAUGAAAGCCUUUAGGGUUGAGUUUAUGUGGCUUAGUCACCAGGACUUCCCCAACCUUAUUACAGAUUCCUUCAUGGAUUGCCCUAACAUAACUGUGGCUACCUCUGAGUUUGAGAAUAGGGCUAGGAAUUGGAAUAAACUUAUAUUUGGUAACAUAUUUGCCAAGAAAAAGCACUUGCUUGCAAGAUUAUCUGGUAUUCAAAAGUUUGCCAAUUACCCUACUAGCUCCUUCCUCCAUGGGCUAGACGCAAAUUUUCUCAAAGAGUUCAACCAUGUCCUUACCCUGGAGACUGAAUUCUGGAAGCUAAAGUCUAUAAUUUUUUUGGCUUCUAGAAGAGGACUCCAACUUUAG
Molecule: messenger RNA, 474 nt
Organism: Capsicum annuum
Lineage: Eukaryota; Viridiplantae; Streptophyta; Magnoliopsida; Solanales; Solanaceae
Exons: 1
Coding region: 1-474 (157 amino acids)
Source: RefSeq, a predicted model, not a curated record